UUGACGCUGUGUGUGUUACAGUAUGACUCGUCAUGCGUGUGAGGACGGCCCAGUCUUGGAGGAACAGGAGACAGAGGGACAGAGACAGCUCCACAGUCUCCUCCUACAGCAGUUAGACACAGACGUCAACAUAGACAGAUGUGUUGCCAAGAGGAAGUGUUUUGCCCCUGCUGCGCUGUACAAGCCAUUUGGGGAGCAGGCUGCCGGGGUGAGGAGUCUAUCCCAGUUCCGGGCUUUACAGGACGGGGAGAGUGAGCUGGCCAGUCUCAGGGAGCUGGGGCUCACAGACCUGGAGGUAGAACUGUGGCUCAACAGAGACCAGCCAGAGAACACUGAGAAGGGUCAUGGGGUGUGUGUGGCCCCCGGGGUGCGGCAGCAGCGUCUUCUGGUGAUCCAGGACAAGAUGGAUGCCAGGUCAGAGCUCAUUUCCCGCCCACAGCGCUUCUCUGCCAGCCUACCCCUGUCCCGCAGAGAGAUGGAGAUAGAGAAGGCCCUGUUCCAGGGCAAUGACCGCCUAGGCUUCCUCACUGCACUCUAUCAUCAAGAGGAAGAUACCCAAGCUGACCAGCAGGGGGCAUCUUCCUCAAACCCCCUGGACUCCCUGUACAGAGAUGUCCUAAGUGAUAGGCGACAACACACGUCUGUAUCAGAGGACUCUGAGCUGAAAACCACAGGACACUCAUCUCUACCUCAGCCUGAACCACAAACUGACUUUGAGAAAUCACAGAGCUCAUGGAAAAGCACUGACCAAUCACAAGUCCAGCUUGACUGUAGAUCUGAUCCAUUGAGAAGUGGGAUCAAGGACUCUGACCAAUCAACUACAAUGGACACUUCUGGCCAAUCACAAGAUCAGGACAGAUCUGUACACAAGCAAUUGUCAGCUCCAAAGAAGAUAAAUGUGAGCCAGCCAAUUGGGAGUCUGUGUAGUGUGGCAACGGCGGGGCCUGGGGGUCCGGUGAUGGUGCGGGGCGAGGUAGAAGAGAUUCCAGAGGAAGAGAUUCAGCAGAACCGCGAAACAGAGGAAGGGAUCCGGAACAUACCACGAUUCCACAACUACCAGCCAGGGAAACCAUCAAAGGUGCUGUGUGUGAAGAACCUGAGUGCCCGUGCCUCUGUGGCCCAGCUGGUGGCGCUAUUCUCCAGGUUUGAUUGUGACAUCACCCAGCCUGUUGUCUACCGCCUACUCACUGGCAGACUGAAGGGACACGCCUUCAUCACACUAUCAGACACCGAAACGUCCCAGAGAGCCUUGGAGAUGGUGAACGGGUACCGGUUGCUCGGGAAACCUUUGGUGAUCGAGUUUGGCCUAGAGCGGAGGGAUGAGAAGAAACCAAAAACGGAACGGGAAGAGGAGAAAACGAGAGAAUGUAGUGUACCAUCUCUACCUAACCCCAGUACUACAGACACUAAAUACUACAACAGGACUUCAACACACAAAUAAGAGAGAGAAACAGACCGACCACAUACAUACAUAGGGCGGCAGUGUAGCCUAGUGGUUAGAGCAUUGGACUAGUAACCGAGAGGUUAGAGGUUGCAAGUUCAAAUCCCCGAGCUGACAAGGUACAAAAUCUGUCGUUCUGCCCCUGAACAGGCAGUUAACCCACUGUUCCUAGGCCGUCAUUGAAAAUAAGAAUUUGUUCUUAACUGACUUGCCUAGUAAAAAUAAAAAAUGUGGUCAAAGGAGGAGAGUGACUCUUCAAUGACUGAGGUUUGACAUUUCUGCUCCUUGUACCAUUUGUUGUGUGAAGGUCAAUAAACGUGGAUUAAUUUGUA
Oncorhynchus masou masou (cherry salmon) is the source of this 1773-nucleotide messenger RNA. It is a transcript of the gene rbm41, whose product is annotated as RNA binding motif protein 41. Gene Ontology annotation, molecular function: U12 snRNA binding; pre-mRNA intronic binding. NCBI's taxonomy places the organism in Eukaryota, Metazoa, Chordata, Actinopteri, Salmoniformes, Salmonidae. Gene Ontology annotation, biological process: mRNA splicing, via spliceosome. The record is from RefSeq and is a predicted model, not a curated record. The transcript is spliced from 6 exons. The coding region runs from base 23 to 1441 and encodes 472 amino acids. Gene Ontology annotation, cellular component: U12-type spliceosomal complex.